Molecule: messenger RNA, 1646 nt
Organism: Pelmatolapia mariae (spotted tilapia)
Lineage: Eukaryota; Metazoa; Chordata; Actinopteri; Cichliformes; Cichlidae
Gene: fgl1
Product: fibrinogen-like 1
Exons: 7
Coding region: 67-1053 (328 amino acids)
Biological process (GO): blood coagulation
Source: RefSeq, a predicted model, not a curated record
AAGCGAAAUACUUAUUCAUUUGCGACUUCUACCUUAUUGGUGUUGUGAUAUCCAAAAACGAAGAGGAUGAGAGGCUCUCUGUUGCUGCUGUUCAUACUGACAGCUUAUAUCCAGGCUCUGUGUGCGUCAGACAGUUGCCGUGAGGAGGCGGCUCGUCUGCGGGAGCGGGAGAAUCUUCUGAAGGGCCAACUUCAGAAACAAGAGCUCCUUCUACACAGAUUACAGCUCCUGAACCAGCCUCGCAACAACAAAGUCAGAAGUGACCAGAGCCAGGACAAACAGUAUGCAGACUGCUCCCAGGUCUUCAGCGCUGGCCACAAAUCCAGUGGUUUAUACAGAAUCAAAGCCAAUGACAGCCCUUCUCCAGUCCAAGUGUACUGUGAUAUGAGCGAAGGAGGUGGUUGGACGGUCAUACAGAGACGGCUCAGCGGAGCUCGGACAUUUAACAGGUCAUGGGAAGAGUACAAGAAUGGUUUUGGGGACAUGGAUGCAGAAUUUUGGCUAGGAAAUGACAACCUGCAUUACAUCACCGAACAAGGGAAUUAUACUCUGAGAAUCAACUUGGAAGAUUUCGAUGGUAACCAGCGCUACGCUGAGUACAAGAACUUCAGAGUCGCGGAUGAAAAGGAUCACUAUCGCCUUAGCUUUGGAGUCUAUGUAGGUACAGCUGGAGAUGCUCUUUCUGGAACCUAUCAGGUUGGGGUUUCAGACUGGGCCAGUCACCAAGGCAUUAAAUUUAGCACCUAUGACCAGGACAACGAUAACUACAAGGGAAACUGUGCCGAAGAAGACAAAGGAGGCUGGUGGUUUAACAAGUGUCACUCAGCCCAUCUCAAUGGCAAGUACUAUCCCAGUGGGUACUACAACUCUGUAACAGAUGAUGGUGUAGUUUGGUACACUUGGAGAGGAUGGUGGUACUCGCUGAAAACCAGCAUCAUGAAGCUGAGACCCACUGCCUUCGAAAUUGAUCCCAUUGAUGACCCCAAUGUGGUUCAUCGCAGCCCCGAUUCACAGGCCGAAGAAGAUCUCAAAUCAAUUGUGGGCAGAAACUAAUUAGCAAAAAGUACUUUUACAGUACUACUGUAAACAUUUUUUCCUGUGUUAUUGGACUAUAUCUUAAUGGUAAAUGGCAAGAAGAGAAGUAAAAAGUGGAUUGACUUGAAUUCAUUAUUUUUCCUAUACUGGUAUUGGGAAUAUAAAAAUAAACAACCCUUCUGUAGCUUAUCUUAGUAGGAGAUGCUUAUGAAAUGCCUGUUUUAUAGCUCCAUGUUGCAAGAGGAAGUAGAAUGCACACACAGCUGUCUGUUUUGGUGGAGAAAAGGGGAAUCUGAUGUCAGUGUGUGUGCCAGACACAGGCGCAAACGUUGAACUGAAAGGAGCCAUUAUCAUGUCACUGAAAAUAGUUGUAAGAGGAGUUGAUGUUGUCAUAAAGUCAUACAGACAGAGAAGAUAGACAACAUAGCACUGAAACCAAUGCUAUUUCUUUGGCACACACAAAUAGAGGCUUAAAAAUACUAUGCAUGGACUGUCUUCCACUUACAGGCUGUGGACACACUGUCAGCUCCAUAUCCCUCUUAUUUGAAUUAUAACCAUGAUUCCAGAAAUAAAACAUGCAAAUCCUCCCUGUUAUUUCAUAAUGCUGAAUU